Molecule: messenger RNA, 1517 nt
Organism: Biomphalaria glabrata
Lineage: Eukaryota; Metazoa; Mollusca; Gastropoda; Planorbidae
Product: myosin-2 essential light chain-like
Exons: 5
Coding region: 145-588 (147 amino acids)
Cellular component (GO): myosin II complex
Molecular function (GO): calcium ion binding
Source: RefSeq, a predicted model, not a curated record
CUGUUUAUAAUGCUGUUUAGUGUAGUCCAUAUUUUUAGUUUACCGAGGGUAACUUCUACCGGAAAAGCUCAGCCAGCCAGAAAAAUUACGGAAGUAACCUAGCCUAUUGAGAUUAGCUGUUUUUUGUUGAUCUACUCCCUAAAGAUGGCCAAAGUAUCUGAAGAUGAGAUGUCUGAUUACCAUGAGACCUUCACCUUGUUUGACACGAGGGGGGACGGCAAGAUUUUUGCGUACCAGAUUGGUGAUGUCUUGAGGGCACUGAAUCAAAACCCAACCGAACAAGAAAUAAGGAAAUGCGGCUUCUCUCAAAAUCCAGAUGCAAGAAUUUCAUUUGAGACAUUUUACCCCAUCCUUCAGACGAUAAGCAAAAAUCGCAUCCUGCCAACUAUGGAAGACUUUAUAGAGGGAUUUAGAGUUUUUGACAAGGAUCAGAAUGGAACAAUUGGCUGUGCUGAGCUCAGACAUAUUCUCACAUCUUUAGGUGAGAAGUUGACAGAAGACGAGGUGGAUCAGCUGGUUGCUGGACAAGAAGAUGGACAGGGCAAUAUUCAAUAUGAAGAGUUUAUCAAGGUGGUAAUGAACGGUUGAUGCCUUGUCUUGUCAAUGUUGUUUUGGAUUUGGGACCCAGGAGUACAAUUUCCUAGAACUUUUCUCUCUCAAGCUUUUACACGUGUAACAAAUGUAUUUAUAGUUACAGUGUCUUAAUUCAAUCAUUUAGAAAUAACUCAAUCUCUCUUCCAUUAUGAUUUGGGUACCUAUUGUAAUUUAAUAAGUUCUAAAAAAAAAUUAUGAUAUAAAAAAAAAGUGAUUUUGUUCAUUAUAGAAAGUUGAAAGCCAGAAUUGAUUUUUAUUUAGAAUAUUUGUGUUACUUUUCUUGCAUUAUGCAGACAUAUUUCUUCUGGGUUGAACUGGGGACUUCUGGGUUAAAAUCAUGACCUUGUUUUAGAUUCAUUCAUCUAGCCUUGUACAUGAUCUAGUGUGACGAACGAAAAUUUAGUGUCUGUGUUUCUGAUGUGUAGGUCAAAUAUGUGACAAUGUAGACUUCUUUGAAACACAAAAGUCUAUUUGUAACAGCAUAGGUCUUUUUGUACUAUAUUUUGUUUGUAUUCUUUAGGUUGAUUGAACUUGUGUAUUAUAACCCUAUUAUAAACAUACGAUACACAUCUAUUAGCUUGAGCUAAUUAUUUAUAAUGUUUCGACAUUUGCUAUAUAUUUAUCUGUGUUCAUUUAUUCAUGUUGCUUUGAAACAAUUUGGCAUUAGGUCUUCCUCAGCAGCUUAAGGGGGGUAACUGCUCAUAUUUUUUAAAAAGUCUUUUUCUUAGGGGGGCUAAUUCUUCUCUAAAUCAAAAUAGAGUUCUUUAUGAAGAAAUAGUUUGCAUUGUUACUCUACAAUUUUUUUUUUCUGUGGCUGUAUCAUUUUUUUUUUAUCAGUUGGGGUACAGAGAAAUGAUGAUGGUAUCAAUCAUUUGUUUAUAUUGCUAUGUAUUACAAUAAAUAAAUAAAGCUCUUACAACUCA